This is a messenger RNA of Lachancea lanzarotensis, 1524 nucleotides long. RefSeq names its product LALA0S03e04368g1_1 (gene DUN1). NCBI's taxonomy places the organism in Eukaryota, Fungi, Ascomycota, Saccharomycetes, Saccharomycetales, Saccharomycetaceae. Gene Ontology annotation, cellular component: nucleus. The coding region runs from base 1 to 1524 and encodes 507 amino acids. Gene Ontology annotation, biological process: protein phosphorylation; mitotic DNA damage checkpoint signaling. The transcript has 2 exons. Gene Ontology annotation, molecular function: ATP binding; protein serine/threonine kinase activity; protein binding. The record is from RefSeq and is a predicted model, not a curated record.
AUGACUAGCUCUUUAAAGCGGCUAACUUCAAGUGAUGCUGAGGAUGCUGAGAAGAAGCGAUUCCAAGGCAAUGAUAGUACCCCAACUUCUGUCGCUGUUCUAGUAAGUCUAAUACCAGGAAGAGAAGGCAAAUUUACUAUUCAGGGGAAGCCGGUGACAACUAUCGGGCGUAGUCGGAAUUGCGAUAUUGCCCUAACCGAACCAGAUAUUUCCACGACACAUUGUGAACUCUCUGUUUUGAGCGUUGAAAUUGAUGGUGGUAGCAGACAGAUUGUGAACAUCGUGGAUCGAAGCCGGAACGGAACUUUUGUGAAUGGCAACAGGCUUGUUAAAAAAGACUAUAUCCUACGAAAUGGCGAUAGAAUAGUGUUCGGAAAAAGCUGCUCCUUUUUAUUCAAGUACUUGAUCACCGAGGAAGAAGAGGAAGAAAGGGAUGUAGACGUUUUUGAUGUGCCGUCCGAAGAAAAUAACAGUACCAAAAUCCUGUUCAAAAAGCCGUCAUUAAGUAGCCAUGACGUCCUCAUAAGAAAUACCAUGUCAAUGAGACGACCUACCUUUUUCGACAGAUUCGUGAUAGGAAAGGAAUUGGGGACAGGCCAUUACGCAAUUGUGAAGCAGGCAACUGACAAAGACAGCGGUGAUGUAGUUGCCGUUAAGAUAUUUCAUCCACAACAGAAUGACGACCAGAAAAAGACGAAACAGUUCAGAGAAGAGACGAAGAUCUUAAUGAGCAUACAACAUAAAAAUAUUGUCAAGCUUAUUGAUAGAUUUGUUGAGCCUGUUAGCAAAUCCCAAAUGCAGACGUAUCUGGUUCUGGAAAAGGUGAAUGAUGGUGAGCUGUUUGACAGAAUUGUUAGGAAAACGAAACUUGGACAAGAGGAAACUAAUGCUAUUUUCAGACAGCUCCUUCACGGGUUGAGGUAUCUUCACACCAAAAAUAUCAUUCACCGAGAUAUUAAACCCGAAAACAUACUUUUAAACAUUAGAAGACGAAGAUAUGGAGAGGAAAUACAGCUAGGGCCCUGGGACGAAGACGAAAUCGACAUAACAGUUAAGAUUGCUGAUUUUGGCCUAGCAAAAUUCAUUGGUGAGAUGCAAUUCACGAACACACUGUGCGGAACCCCUUCUUAUGUCGCCCCGGAAGUACUUAAAAAGACUGGUUACACCUCGAAGGUUGAUUUGUGGAGUGCGGGUGUUCUCUUGUACGUGUGUUUAUGUGGGUUUCCUCCUUUCAGUGAGCAGUUGAGCCCGCCCUCCAUGAAGGAGCAGAUUUUGCAGGGAAAAGUUGCCUUCUACUCUCCAUAUUGGGAUGAAAUUGACGAUCAUUGCCUUCACUUGAUAUCGAACUUACUUGUAGCAAAUCCUGCUUUUCGAUUUGACGUCCAAAAUACGAUUGAUCACCCUUGGUUCUCAAAAUCACAUCGAGAAUCAGAGUCGGAAAAAUUGGCACCUCUCCAGCGGCAGGCCGUUGCCCUCGAUAAGAUUCCCAAAACAUAUUCAGAAUUGUCCAGUCUUCAAGGAUGA